Molecule: messenger RNA, 1166 nt
Organism: Cercospora beticola
Lineage: Eukaryota; Fungi; Ascomycota; Dothideomycetes; Mycosphaerellales; Mycosphaerellaceae
Gene: ATS1
Product: Ats1p
Source: RefSeq, a predicted model, not a curated record
GUGUUCCCGAGAUUUGUGACGCCCGCUUCUUGAAUUCCGAUCACAAUUUGGAGCCCAUUCUCGUUGCAGACAUGGACGACUCCUCCCACGAAUACAAGCUACUUGCCUUCGGCUCGAAUGGAUCUGGUCAACUUGGAAUAGGCCAUGUAGAAGACGUUUCGUGGCCACACGAAUGUCAAGGGUUGAUCACUGGUUCUGCGGCGGAUAUCAAGCAACUAGCAUCUGGUGGCAACCACACUAUUGCACUCCUUGACGAUGGCUCAAUCGCUGCAGCAGGCGACAACACUGAUGGGAGAUGCAUGGCGAGCUCUCUAAAAGAGCUACAUACUGUCUGGACCCAGGAACGAUCCACCAGUCACGACUAUGGCACCGCAAAUCAUGUCGCGGCAACUUGGUCUGCUACAUUGGCCGUGGGGGAAGAUGCGUGCUACGUAUCUGGGUCUGGGACCUCCGGCGAGCUUGGACUCGGAUCCACGGUAUCCGUCUCAGAAGCCAUAGCGAAUAUCGAGGGGCUCAUAUCGCAUUCUGAUCGAAUCAUCAAGGUCGCCAAUAGCAUGGGACAUAUCGUAGUGGUGCUGGCAAGUGGAGAUGUCUGGGGCUGGGGCAGAGCAAGGCAAGGUCAGCUCGGGGCACCAGCAGAGAUCGUAUGGCGGCCUCGUAAGAUCAACAAUGUUCCGUUCAAGGUCGUUGAUGCAGUCUGCGGUAAAGACUUUACUUGUCUAUUCGGAGACAGAUCCGCGGGGGAUUUUAUGAUUCUUGGUCUCGCUAGAAGUGAUCGAUUCGGAGUGAAGAAAGAUGCUCCUGAUAGCAUUCCUGGGUGGAAGCAGGUGGCAGCGUCUUGGGGCUCGAUCUACGUGCUUAUGGAUUCAGGAAAGCUCUUAGCCUGGGGAAGGAACGAUCAUGGACAGCUCCCUCCAACCGAUCUUCCACCUCUCGAGGCCAUCGCUGCUGGCAGUGAACAUUGCCUUGGUCUGACACAGGACGGUAAAGUCCUGGCAUGGGGUUGGGGCGAGCAUGGUAAUUGCGGCCCACUGACCGACCAGAAUGGCGACGUCAAAGGCCGCUGGAACGAGAUAGCGCUGUCCGGCACCGCAAGUGCUAUAUUCGCAGGUUGCGCAACGAGCUUUGUUGUGACAAAACAGCGUCGGCACGGAUUGCCGAGCUGA